Anoplopoma fimbria (sablefish) is the source of this 5172-nucleotide messenger RNA. RefSeq names its product trichohyalin-like. The record is from RefSeq and is a predicted model, not a curated record. Gene Ontology annotation, cellular component: nucleus. Gene Ontology annotation, molecular function: transcription coregulator activity; double-stranded DNA binding. Gene Ontology annotation, biological process: regulation of transcription by RNA polymerase II. NCBI's taxonomy places the organism in Eukaryota, Metazoa, Chordata, Actinopteri, Perciformes, Anoplopomatidae.
UCAACAUGGCGGCCGCGGCGGCAGCGUAGCUUCGUAAGCAGGAAGCCUCCCGCUGCUCAGAGGGAGCUCAGAGGCGUCUCAGCCCGCACACUGACCCGCACCGGCUCGGCUCGGACCCCUUCUGUCGGUCGGUUCUCUGCAGCAGCAGGAUGCCGCCGAAGAACCUGAUGGAUCAGUUCAGACAGGGAGACCUGGUGUUCGCCAAAAUGAAGGGGUUCCCCCACUGGCCCGCCAGGAUCUGUAAGUUGGAGAACGGGAGUAAGAAGCGAGUCCCGGUCUUCUUCUUCGGGACUCAUCAGAUAGGAAACAUCCUCCCGGAGAACGUCAUCCCGUACGUCGGAAACAAGAUGAAGUACGGCAGCGGCGUCCGCAUCAAAGGCUUCACGGAGGGGAUGUGGGAGAUCCAGAACACGCCGGGAGUCGGGAGUAAAAUCAGAAUACCAGUACAGACGAACACCCAACCUGCAGCCAAACCUACACCUGCUAAACCGACUCCACCUGACAAACCUAAAUCCACCCCCACUAAAUCUGCCCCGGUAAAGACCGACAGUAAACCAGCAGCUGGAAGAAACCGACGAGUCACAAACAAACAGGAAACAGCUGUUGUGGCUAAAACUCCGACUAGAACCUCGUUAAGAUUUGCUCCGGAGAAAACGACUUCUGAACAGACGACGACUUCAGACGAGAGUUCUGCGAACACGAGGAGCAGGAGGUCAGCGGCAGGAGGGAGGAGUGAGAAGGAGAAGGAGGUCGAUGCCGAGCAGUCCAAGAAGACGACACCUGCUGUGAUUCCUCCAGUGAGCAAGAAGCUGAAGAGCACAGAGUCAAAGUCUGCUUCAAAACAAAUGUCCAAGAACGAGGAGGAGACGGAGGAAAAGGAGGAGACGGAGGAAGAGAGCCAAGGAGUCAAGAGGAAGAGAGACGAAGAGGACAAAGAGAAGGAGACAAAGCAGGACGGAGGUGAAGGAAAGAAAGAGGAGACAAGAACAUCGGAGAGGAAAGGAGCGAAACAAAAGAAAGAAGAGGAGAAACAGAAGGAGGAUGAAGGUGUGGAGGGAAAGGGAGGAGCGAAGGAGGAGGAGAAGAAGUCAGCAGAGAGCCAAGGAGUCAAGAGGAAGAGAGACGAGAAGGAAACAAGUAAGGAUGACGAUGAAGGAGUGAAGAGGAAGGAGGAGGAGGAGAAACAGAAGAAGACAAAGCUGGAUGAAGGUGUGAAGGGAAAGAAAGAGGAGACGACAGAGGGCCGAGCGAUGAAGACGAGGAGAGGGGAGAGAGGAGAGGAGAGGAAAACAGAACAAGGUGGCAGCGAAGGAAAGAAAAAGGAGACGACAGAGGGCCGAGUGAUGAAGACGAGGAGAGGAGACGAGAGGAAAACAGAACAAGGAGGCAGCGAAGGAAAGAAAGAGGAGACGACAGAGGGCCGAGUGAUGAAGACGAGGAGAGGAGACGAGAGGAAAACAGAACAAGGAGGCAGCGAAGGAAAGAAAGAGGAGACGACAGAGGGCCGAGUGAUGAAGACGAGGAGAGGGGAGAGAGGAGAGGAGAGGAAAACAGAACAAGGAGGCAGCGAAGGAAAGAAAGAGGAGACGACAGAGGGCCGAGUGAUGAAGACGAGGAGAGGGGAGAGAGGAGAGGAGAGGAAAGCAGAACAAGGAGGCAGCGAAGGAAAGAAAGAAGAGACGACGAGGAGAGAGACAAGGUCCGAGAGCGAGGGAAGAAAAAGAACAAGAGGAAAGGAGGAGGAAACAAAGAGGGAGGAGAAGGAGGCGCCUGAAGAUGUGAUGAUGAAGAAGAAGAGGAAGGAGGAGGAGAAAACCAGAGGGAUGAAAACGAGGAGAGCAGAGGAGUCAGGAGAGGGAGGAAAGAAGGAAGAGACGAUAAAGGAGAAGACGUCUGAGGAGGAGAAGGACGGAAAAGAGGAGAGGGGAGGCGGAGCUAAGGACGAGGAGCGACAGCACCACCUGGCUGCCAAGAGAGACAGUCUGCUGAAGUCUCUGAGAGGACUUCUGAGGUCCGGGAGAGGAGCGAAGAGGAGGGAGGCGACGAAGAGCUCCCAGAAACACGGGGACGGAGCAAAGAAGAAGGUGGAGGUUAAAAAGAAGAGUCAGACGGCGUCAGAGAAGAAGAGUUUGAUCAGCGGGAAGAAAGAGAAAGAAACGACGGAGGUGAAACAGAAAGGAGGCGCUGAGAAAGAAGAGAAGAAGGACGAGCAGGAGAAGAAGACUGAGACGAGGAAAACCACAGAUGAGGUGAAGACGAAAGAAAAGGAGACGGAGGACAAGACGAAGACGGACGGAAAGAAAGACGAGAGCGUGACGGAGAAGAAAGACGAGGAGAAGAAAGACGAAGAGAAGAAGGACGAGAGGAAAAUCAUCGGGAAGAUUGUAAAAGCAACGGCCGGACGAGGGACGAGGAUCCAGGUGAAGACGAUGAUGGGAGGAACGGCGACUCCAUCGACGUCGGUGGAAGAGAAGAAGAAGAAAGAGGAGAAGAAGAAGAGUGAGGCGGUGAGAGAGAAGAGAUCUGAGGACAGGAACUCUGAGAGAGCGAAGGAGGACAGAAAAGACAAGAACGUAACAGAGGUUAAAAAAAAGGAGAACGAGACGACGCAGAAGAAGAACGAAGACGAGCAGAAAGCGACGGCCAAAGCACAAGAGAAGAAGAACGAAGACGAGCAGAAAGAGACGGCCAAAACACAAGAGAAGAAGAACGAAGACGAGCAGAAAGAGACGGCCAAAACACAAGAGAAGAAGAGCGAAGACCAGCAGAAAGAGACGGCCAAACCACAAGAGAAGAAGAACGAAGUCGAGCAGAAAGCGACGGCCAAAGCACAAGAGAAGAAGAACGAAGACCAGCAGAAAGAGACGGCCAAACCACAAGAGAAGAAGAACGAAGACCAGCAGAAAGAGACGGCAAAAACACAAGAGAAGAAGAACGAAGACCAGCAGAAAGAGACGGCCAAAACACAAGAGAAGAAGAGCGAAGACCAGCAGAAAGAGACGGCCAAACCACAAGAGAAGAAGAACGAAGACCAGCAGAAAGAGACGGCCAAAACACAAGAGAAGAAGAGCGAAGACCAGCAGAAAGAGACGGCCAAACCACAAGAGAAGAAGAACGAAGACCAGCAGAAAGAGACGGCCAAACCACAAGAGAAGAAGAACGAAGACCAGCAGAAAGAGACGGCCAAAACACAAGAGAAGAAGAGCGAAGACGAGCAGAAAGAGACGGCCAAAAACACGAAAGAGAAGACGGCCAAAACACAAGAGAAGAAGAGCGAAGACGAGCAGAAAGAGACGGCCAAAACACAAGAGAAGAAGAACGAAGACCAGCAGAAAGAGACGGCCAAAACACAAGAGAAGAAGAGCGAAGACGAGCAGAAAGCGACGGCCAAAACACAAGAGAAGAAGAGCGAAGACCAGCAGAAAGAGACGGCCAAAACACAAGAGAUGAAGAAGGAACUCGAGGCGGAAAAAACAGCACCGAUGGAGAAGAAGAGCGGCAAAACCACAGAAGAAGAACCCACGAAGAGUACGGGUUCAGAGCCAGAGCAGAAGCACGCCGAAGACGAGACGAAACCACCGAAGAAGAAGAGCGAGAAAACGCCGACGACGGAGGCAGCAGAGGAGGCGGAGUCCAAAACGGGAGAAACCAAAGAGGAGGCGAGGAGCGCAGAAGAAGACGGGACGACGGAGGGCGGCUCAUCGGACGGAGAGAAGGCGGAGCCGACGGAGAAGAAGAGCUCCGCCUCCAUGACGCUGACGGACUCCACGCUGCACCGGAUCCACGGAGACAUCCGGAUCUCUCUGAAGACCGACAACCCCGACAUCAGGAAGUGUCUGAUGGCGUUGGACCAGCUCAGCAUGGUGUACGUGACGUGCAAACACGUCCAGAGACACAGCGAGCUCGUCUCCACGCUCAGAAAGUUGCGGUACUACAAGGCGAACCAGGCCAUCAUGGACAAGGCGGCCAUGUUGUACAGCCGCUUCAAGAACUCCUUCCUGGUGGGGGAGGGGGAGGAGGUGGUGAGCGCCGCCUUCCUCCGCUCGCUGCUGGAGGAGAAGGAGAGGGAGGAGGCCCAGCGGAUGGAGAGGCUGAGGGGGGAGGAGCCAACGCAGGAGGGGAAGGUGGAGGGAGGAGAGGUGGAGGAGGUGAAAACUGAAGCCGCUCCAGUGGAUUGUUCCUGAAGAUUCUGUCUUUUUUCUUUUUUUGGAAGCAGCCUGGGCUGAACCAACUCUGAUCUGAGGGGUGUUGACCAGAAACACCCCCGCACGGACAAUGAGAUCUUCCACUCUCAUUCACCUCCUCAGCUACACACACACCUGUGCAUUACCUGAUUAUUUAUUACCUGUUGUACAUGAAUAUCUGAAUAGUUGACGUGUUCCGGUGGAUUGUCACACCUGAGCGGCUACCGUUAGCCUGUUAGCAUUAAUGUCAUCAUUAGUGAUUUUCAAACAGAACGUGACACUACAUUCACCUGAGCAUUAACAGAACAUUAACUCACCUGUGUCUUUAAGCUGACCUCAACCAUCUCUGACAUGUCAUUUGGGUGUACUGUACCUUUUAAGAAGCCGGCGUAGCCUUAACCUACCUCUGCUGACUGUCUUUCAUGAGGAGAGGGUGCAUGGUCCUUCUGUUGUUUUUAAUAAGUGUUACAGUACUUAUGGGGACGUUCGGUCCUCAUAAGGGAGGUAAAGUCUGCUGGGACUCGUACUCUUUCAUUUUAAAGGUGCUGUUUUAUUUCAUCACUCCAUUGUCUCCAAAUAAACGUUAAUGUAGAACAAACCUUCAACUUGUUUUGGUUCAGGAGGUGACGGGGCUGAUGGGAAAUGUAGUUUUAUUUAGAAAUGUGCUUUCUUUUUUAAUUUAAUGUCAGAUGAACAAAAUUCAAACCCUCAAAAUAUAAGCAUUAAACGGUUCCGUUGAACGUUGACAUUCACGCCUCAGUUGCUGGGCAGCAUUCGGUGCCUUGCUCAAGGGCACCGCAGCGGUUCACUUAUGGAGAACUGCUUUUAUAGAACUUUGUACAGCAAGAUAUUUUAUUCUGUAUUUUUAUUGUGACGCAGUGAGACAGUUUUUUUUGUUGUUUCAUGUGUGAAUACAGUGAAUAACUGAUUAUUUGUUCCAGAUGUAACGUUUAUCAUUAUGAACAUGGCUGAAUAAUUAAAGAAUCAC